UGUUUUCCACAGCAUAGGUUAAGUGAUAUCCACGGGCGUCCGAUAGGGGGUGAGUACAGUCACUGCCCCCUAUCAGGGCACAACAAAUUGGUGGCAAGCGGCGCGAUGUUGUUAUUCUGCUCGAAUUACCGGGCUUACGCACCGGAGAUGGUUAAGAAAUUUUAGGAAACGUGGAUAACUUUUAACCACCCACAAGUUUAAGUGGCAGUGUUUUGAUUUAUGUGUUGCCGUAACUAGACAUACGGAUUUGUAGGGAUCAAAUAUGUUUGCCGUGGCGCUGUGACUUAUUUUAAUUUUUAUUAAAAUUAUUUUCAAGGGAAGAUGCAUAUGUUUAUAAAUUUAAGCAGUGAGUGGUCGAACUUCAUUGAGAAUUGCUUUUGAAAGGAAAUUGUGGGACACCUACGAACAUAGUUUAGCUUACAGUAGGUACACGUUGGCCCUUUGGCGUGAAGCAUGGCUCGUGUGGGGGAAAUGGAGGUUCUCCAAGCACAGAUGGAGGAACUACGGGUUCAGUUGGAAACCCUCAGAAUUGGGGAGGCCCACAGAGGGCAGAGCAAGGACGUUUCACUUGUAGCCGGGAUAAAGGAAUGGACGGGGGAAAGUAAGGGGAGAUCUGUAUACGAGUUUUUAACGCAGAUAGAGACAUUGGCCAAGGUGAGUGGAUGGACUAGCCACGAUAAAGCUUUCAUUGUUAAGGCCAAAUUGCAAGGGUUGGCCCUGCAGUUCUUGAAUGGAAGGGAAGAGCUAGGUCGAGAUGGAUGUUCCUACGAAGUUCUGAGGCAGGCACUGAUUGAGAGGUUCAGUGACAAGCUCCCUGACCAGUAUUACUAUACUAGACUACAGGACGCGGUUCAGGGGAAGAACGAAAGCGCGGAGGAGUUCAGUGACCGUUGUAGGAAGAUGUGUCAAAGAACCAUCAGGAAGGUUAACGACGAAGGGACCCAGCGUAUAAUUAAUGAGGAGGCGGAACGUAGAUUGUUGGCAGCCUAUGUUCACGGUCUUAGGGGCAUAGUGGGGCAACAAGUACAAUUUCAGAUGCCCAGCACGAUGGAGCAGGCGGUGAGGUUAGCGGUCACAGUAGAAAACGUGGAGAAACACAAACAGCUAACCGAAGGAGUCAAGAAGGUAUUUACCGCUAGGAGCGACGUUGAAUGUUUCCGUUGCGGGAAAAGAGGGCAUUAUGCUAGGGAUUGCCGACAAGAAACCCCCUCCAUGACGUCAGGUCGGAGGUCGUGGCGAGAUCAGAGCUCUAGGCGGAGGGACCCACCCUCCCGCGACCUUCUGCUCACUCGAGGAGGUAGAGGAAGGGUCGGAUCAGGCAGGCAAAGCUUUCGGGGACCAGACUGCCCAAAAUUUUCUCGAGCUGCCCAGCACCCAAACGGUCAGGGUUCGACGUCCAGAUCCCCAGCGUCGAACCAGCAAUAGAGUGCACGACGGUAGGUCGGUCGCACGUAGGAAUUACUGGCCCAGAGUUGUUGCUAGAAAUAGAAAUAGAAGGAAGUUUCCACCAGGUGUUAGUAGAUUCAGGAGCCAGCCUGAGCGUGAUGAA
Molecule: messenger RNA, 1549 nt
Organism: Cryptotermes secundus
Lineage: Eukaryota; Metazoa; Arthropoda; Insecta; Blattodea; Kalotermitidae
Exons: 2
Coding region: 454-1425 (323 amino acids)
Molecular function (GO): nucleic acid binding; zinc ion binding
Source: RefSeq, a predicted model, not a curated record